GAGGAACAAAUUGAAAAGGACAAGCGAAAAUAUGCGUUGCCACGAAUCUUACCCUUGGGGCGUGAUCGUUUCUACAAUAAAUAUUAUUAUACUGACUGCAUAGGUGCCGCAGUCGGUGAAAAAUAUGGAACGGGGAGGAUUUUUGUAGAGACACCAAGUGCUUAUGAUUUGCAAAUAAUGACAGAGAAAGAAGAACAACGAUUCAACAAAAGACGGAAAGUUGAGGAAAUUUCUUUUGGCUCAGGCUCUGACAAUCAGACGAAAUGGGGUUAUUAUGAAGAUGUAAACCAGGUCGAAGAGUUAAGACAGUGGCUUAAUACCAAAGGAAUACGGGAAUUAGCGUUGAGUAACGAGUUGUCGGCACGUUAUCAAGAUAUCUCAUCAAGCAUGAAUAAGCGACAACAAGAUAUGGCUAUAUCUUAUUCGGCUCAAGAAGUUCGACGAAGUAGACGUACUCAAGCAACACUUGCAACGCUAUCAGCACAGCCAUACAUGAAAUGGACAAAUAA
Molecule: messenger RNA, 509 nt
Organism: Racocetra persica
Lineage: Eukaryota; Fungi; Glomeromycota; Glomeromycetes; Diversisporales; Gigasporaceae
Source: the annotation of a GenBank genome assembly